AUGGAACAAGGUUGCUUAGCCCACGAACUUCAGAACUCUGCACGCAAGUACUAUCGUUCUCUCUGUCUUCGUGGGAAAAGCCUUGAGCCUUAUACCACUCAAAACCAAAUCGAAACUUUGGUAACUCCAACCGAUCGAUUUGUAAUUCUUCAUCUUCAAAAUAAUCAAAAGCUGAAUUGUCCCAUCUUUCGAUUCCGUGAUGGGAUGUAUGUCGCAUGCGCUCCUCACUCUCAAAAAGAGCUUGUUAAUGUUAAACAGUUCUACACUUAUCUCAGAAAUACUUCUCAAAAAGUCAUUCAUAAUGAUGAUAACUUUCAAGAUUUAGUCGCAGCAACA
Molecule: messenger RNA, 336 nt
Organism: Funneliformis caledonium
Lineage: Eukaryota; Fungi; Glomeromycota; Glomeromycetes; Glomerales; Glomeraceae
Source: the annotation of a GenBank genome assembly